CAGAAGAAGGGCUCAUUCGCGCACAGCACAGCACAGCACAGCACAGUGUAUCCUUCUUUAUCUUCUUUUUUUUUGUUGAGCAGAGAGAGAGAGAGGAUUAUAGUGCUCGAACAAAGACACCGACGAUGCUGAGCCUCUCCAUUGCUUCGCCGUCGAGCGUCACCUUGCCUCCAAAGCCAAUCCUCUCUGCGAGCUCCAAAUCGACCUUCCAUGGCAUUCGAAUCUCUCACUUGUGCCCCGCUCGCACCGCUCUUUGCGCGCGUUAUGUCCGAAACCCCAGUUCUUCUUCUUCUUCUUUGGUGGUGAUGAUGGCGAAGAGAGAAGAAGAAUUGAAAGAGAUCAGAACCAAAACUACCGAAGCAAUCAACGAAGAGAUUGUUGACCUUAAAGGCGAGCUCUUCAUGCUCCGUCUCCAGAAAUCCGCUCGUAACGAGUUCAAAUCCAGCGAAUUUCGCCGUAUGCGCAAAAGGAUUGCCCGCAUGCUUACUGUGAAGAGGGAGAGAGAGAUUGAAGAAGGAAUUAACAAAAGGUUGUCAAGAAAGCUCGAUCGCCAAUGGAAGAAAAGCAUUGUUGUUAGGCCACCUCCAUCCCUGAAGAAGUUACAAGAGGAAGAGGCAGCUGCAGAAGCCAAGGAAGCAAAGGAAGCCAAGGAGUCUGCAUGAGCUAAACUUCUGUUUUUGAAUGAAAAUGUCUAGCUUUUUUCUUCAUUUCUUCUUUCCCCUUGAUAGCAAGGUUGUAUUGUUUCAAUUGUGGCUUGAUUUUGAAUCAGACCAUAGAGUUAAAUAUAUUUAUCAAUGUUAGCCUGUUGUUGACUCUACCUUUCUUCCAUGUCGUGGGAAAGACGCCCAUGGCCUACUGCCCUGUUAAAUUCCGCACAAUUUAUUUUGUUCGUUUUUUAACCUUAAUGAGGUUCUCCUUCAA
Messenger RNA from Camellia sinensis, 921 nucleotides. Its product is annotated as Ribosomal L29 family protein. The record is from RefSeq and is a predicted model, not a curated record. Gene Ontology annotation, molecular function: structural constituent of ribosome. Gene Ontology annotation, biological process: translation. Lineage: Eukaryota; Viridiplantae; Streptophyta; Magnoliopsida; Ericales; Theaceae. Gene Ontology annotation, cellular component: ribosome; chloroplast.